This is a messenger RNA of Cutaneotrichosporon oleaginosum, 1180 nucleotides long. RefSeq lists its product as uncharacterized. The record is from RefSeq and is a predicted model, not a curated record. NCBI's taxonomy places the organism in Eukaryota, Fungi, Basidiomycota, Tremellomycetes, Trichosporonales, Trichosporonaceae.
CCUAAUCACGUCUAAUUCCACCCUUGCAGGGGAUGCUGGCCCUCGCGCCCCUCAUCAUCACCUAUCAUCUCCUCCGUCUCCCUCUCUCUACUCCCUCUUAGCCUUCUGUCUCACUCCUCAUCACUUCCUCCAUGCCGACAUUCACUCACUCCUCCCCACCACUCCAUCUCUCUUCCCCCUCUCCGCCCUCACCACAACCAUGGCAACACUCACCAUGCAGAGCUCAGCCAUAGACCUCUCCGACACACCUGCUCUCCUCUCCGACAACUCUGACUUUGACCCAGCGGCAACCAUCCGUCGCUCAGACUCACUCUACACUCCUCGUCGCGUUGGCCCACCUACCGAAGCCUGGGAUACCCACCCAGACUGGCGCGGAUACUACGAGUUCUGCACAACCUCACUUCCCGUCCAGACACUCACCCGCUUCACAACCAGCGCCGUCGCCUAUGUUUCAAGCACGUCGAUCCCUCGUCACCAGCGCCCCGGCUGGCGCGUCUUCUUCACCGAAUUCUAUUGGACUGACGAGCGCGGUCUCCCACAAGUCAUGCAUCGCGAAGACCUGGUGGCCGCGUUUGAGAAGCUCGUCCGUGCUUGGGAGCUGCCGCCCGGCGCAUACGAUGAUCUGUGGGCGUUGUGUGCGCCGCACUGGGGCACACGCGAGCACAAGGGUGACGAGUUGAUUGCGCGCCUCACGAAGCUGCAGAAGGAACGCGGGGCAUUAGCUACAUGUUUCAGUGAACAGCUCGAACUUCUCCGCCAAAUGGAGCUGUCAGGAUACACCCCCGCGCGUUUCCAUGCAUCUGACAUCGCCUAUCCCAUAUCCUACUCGACUCUCGGCGCGGUGUCCGCGGCUUCUGGGCGACCCGAGUACACGAUCCCCUCGGCGCCUGAAGCAGAGUUCGUCGAUGGCACAGUGUCAGACUGGGUGCUGCACGUCGCGCGCUUCGUGCUCCUGCACGACCCACCACCAGAUAGCGCCAUUGCCGAGCUCGAGGCUGAGGCGCGCAAUCUCGCCGCAGAGCUGUCCAGUCAUGGGUGACGCCUCUGAUCUUGGGGAGGCGAGUAGCGAGGAGGUAGGUGCCCCCCUACGGCUGAGGUGAUGGGCACGUAGAGGGUAGGUCGAGGAGCGAGGAAGGUGGCUGGUGGACAGUUGACUCAACCCAUGUAUACAUAUUCUCUC